CGACACGAUUUCCGCGCAUGCGCAGUUGCAUUUUCCGCGCAGAAGGGUCGCGAACUCUGACCUCCCCGAGGCGAAGCGAUUUCGGAAAAAUUGAUCAAAAACAUCGGAUUUUUGAGUGAUUCAGAUAUCGAGUGAAACGGUUGUGCAUCGUAGGACUUUGUGUGUGUGUGUGUGUGUGUGUGUGUGUGUGUGUGUGUGUGUGUGUGAUGGCGAGUUGCAUUUAAGCCCAAGCGGUGUGCGGGGUCAUCAUGGCAGGAGAAAGUCCCAGAAUUCAGCUGGUGUCAGCAGAAGGAGGUCUGCAGAUCGUGACAGACCAGCAGCUGGGUCAAAAGCUCCAGAUAGUAACGGCGUAUGAUCAGGCGGGAGCCGGCAAGCAGCAGUUCAUAUUAGCCAACGUGGAUUAUCCCAAUCAGGACAAACUUCUCCUAAAGCACGAGAGCUCACCGGGGAAAGUCAUCCUGACUUCAGCUGAUGGCUCAGCUGUCAAUCAACUGCUCUUCACAUCACCUGACCUGGCAGGUCAGCAGAUCCAGUUUGUCACCGAGGGAACAGACCAAAGCUCUGUUAAGCCUGUGGUAGAGUACUGUGUGGUGUGUGGAGACAAAGCUUCAGGUCGUCACUAUGGGGCAGUGAGCUGUGAAGGCUGCAAAGGCUUUUUCAAGCGAAGCAUCCGCAAGAACCUUGUGUACACGUGCCGCGGUUCAGGAGAGUGUGUGAUCAAUAAGCAUCACCGCAACCGCUGCCAAUACUGCAGACUGCAGCGCUGCAUGGCUCUCGGCAUGAAACAGGACUCCGUGCAGUGCGAAAGGAAGCCAGUGGAGGUGACGAGGGAAAAGCCGGCCAACUGCGCCCCCUCCAUCGAGAAGAUCUACAUUCGCAAGAACCUCUGCAGCCCCCUGGCCGCCUUGCCCACCUUCGUCAACGAGAAAGAGACCGCCAGGUCCACCAAUGUGUUAAACUCCAACAUGCUUCUGAACAUCCAGCAGUCUCUGUCCAAGUUAGACAACACAAUCCUCAUCCCCUCCUCACCAGACCUGAAUGACGAAUCUCAGGGUGAUCUCAGCACGCUGGCGAACGUGGUCACGUCUCUGGCCCACAUGAGCAAGAGCCGCGAGGCGACGGACAACAGCGCCGACCACUCGGGACUGGAGAGCAUGAGCACCGAGGGUGGCUCUGUGACCGAUAUCCAACCGGACGAGCAGAAUUCCAGCGAAAUCACUCAAGCCUUCGACUCGUUGGCCAAAGUUCUGCAUCCAGACGAUGGGAACAGUUACACCGUAGAGGGGAGUGUUUCGGAGGAGCAGAGCGCCACCAUGCUGGAGCUGGAAGGGCCAUUGCUUUCCGACAUGCAUGUGCCUUUUAAGCUGAUGAUGCCCUUGCCUGUGCCGGAGUUCCUUAAUUUGAACUACAUCUGUGAGUCGGCCUCUCGCCUGUUGUUCCUAUCCAUGCACUGGGCACGCUCCAUUCCCGCUUUCCAGGCUCUCGGGCCAGAGAACGGGAUCACUCUGAUAAAGGCGUGUUGGAAUGAGCUGUUUGCUUUGGGCUUGGCUCAGUGUGCUCAGGUCAUGAACGUGGAGAUGAUCCUCAGUGCCAUCGUCAGCCACCUGCAGAGCAAUCUGGAAGAAGAGAAACUGUCGGCGGAGAGAGUAAAGCAGGUGAUGGAGCACAUCUGGCGAAUGCAGGAGUUCUGCAACAGCAUGAAUCGUGUGAGCCCCGAUGCUUAUGAGUACGCCUACCUCAAAGCCACGGUCCUCUUCAGCCCAGAUUACGCUGGAAUGGACAGCACUCUUCAGAUCGAGCGCUUCCAGGAGAAGGCGUACAUGGAGCUGCAGGACUACGUCAGCAGGGUGUACCCGGAAGACACUUAUCGUCUGUCGAAGUUGCUGCUCCGUUUGCCCGCUCUGCGUCUGAUGAGUGCCGCCGUGACCGAGGAGCUGUUCUUCGCCGGCCUCAUUGGGAAUGUCCAAAUCGACAGCAUCAUUCCCUACAUCCUCAAAAUGGACUCCACCGACUACAACAGCCAAUCGGCCGGCACCACGGAGUGACUCCAGCCCCAUCCACAAACACUCCAAUCAGCCUCAGGGCCGCAGUGCCUGCUGACUGACUGCACCCUCAUCUCGCUGCCCUAAAAGUGACCUUUUAACUCUAACGUACAAAAGAAGCAGCCAAUACGCCACGGCCUUUACACCGCACGGAUGUAGAAGGUCAACGUUUUACAAGCUGUUGCACGAUGAAGACCGAGGAUGUCAUUUUGAUCGCAGCUGCACUUUUCUUUGUUUCAGAUGAUGGAUUUGUGGAAGCAGAGUGCUUGCUUGGACAGGUUCAUUUAAAGGAAGUAGCUGAAGAUGUGUGAACAGUGAAAGGACUUAAUUGAAGCUUUAUGUUGCUGUAUGUACAUGAAUUGUGUAUAUAAGUGUAAUAAAUGUCGCUCUUAUACAGA
Molecule: messenger RNA, 2440 nt
Organism: Ictalurus punctatus (channel catfish)
Lineage: Eukaryota; Metazoa; Chordata; Actinopteri; Siluriformes; Ictaluridae
Gene: nr2c1
Product: nuclear receptor subfamily 2, group C, member 1
Exons: 14
Coding region: 249-2045 (598 amino acids)
Biological process (GO): anatomical structure development; cell differentiation; negative regulation of transcription by RNA polymerase II
Molecular function (GO): nuclear receptor activity; zinc ion binding; RNA polymerase II cis-regulatory region sequence-specific DNA binding
Source: RefSeq, a predicted model, not a curated record